AUGAAAGUCUGGUUUAUCACUGGAUCGUCUCGUGGUCUUGGCCUCGCCAUAGCAGAAGCUGCCCUCAACAAUGGAGAUUCUGUCAUCGCCACCGCACGAAAGCCAGAACAGCUCGCCAACCUUGUCGAGAAAUUUGGCUCUGACCGAGUUCUCCCCGUUGCCCUUGAUGUAACCGAUAAUGAUCAGGUCAUUCAGGCUGUCAAAACGGGACAUGAAAGAUUCGGCCGAAUCGACGUUGUUAUCAACAAUGCCGGAUACGCGAACACUGCUGCCGUUGAGGACAUUGACAUCAACGACUUCCGGUCUCAAGUCGAUGCAAACCUUUUUGGCGUAGUCUUCGUCUCGAAGGCAGUUCUUCCUAUCCUUCGUCAGCAGACGUCAGGCGGUCAUAUCUUCCAGGUGUCCUCGCUUGGCGGACGCGUUGGCUCUCCGGGUCUUUCUGCCUACCAAUGCUCCAAGUGGGCUGUUGGUGGCUUUUCGACAGUCCUUUCACGAGAGGUAGCUCCCCUUGGUAUCAAGAUUACCGUACUUGAGCCUGGCGGCAUCAGGACCGAUUGGGCAGGCUCCUCGAUGCAUGUGCCCCCAGUUAGCGAGCCAUACCAGCCGACAGUGGGGGCCUUUGUCGAGACCCUUCGCAAAUCCAACGGAAGCGAGCCUUCUAUCCCGAGCAAGAUUGCGGCUAUUAUCUUGAAAGUUUUGGACGAUAAGGAGCCGCCUCUACGCCUGCUUAUUGGCCCUGAAGCGGUUGAAUAUGGCCGCGCAGCGAGUGAUGCACUUGCUGCCUCGGAUGAAAAGUGGCGCGAAGUGAGUCUUUCCUCGGUAUAG
Molecule: messenger RNA, 825 nt
Organism: Penicillium manginii
Lineage: Eukaryota; Fungi; Ascomycota; Eurotiomycetes; Eurotiales; Aspergillaceae
Product: Bcboa17
Exons: 1
Coding region: 1-825 (274 amino acids)
Source: RefSeq, a predicted model, not a curated record